Messenger RNA from Astyanax mexicanus (Mexican tetra), 1089 nucleotides. RefSeq lists its product as uncharacterized. The coding region runs from base 176 to 1078 and encodes 300 amino acids. Lineage: Eukaryota; Metazoa; Chordata; Actinopteri; Characiformes; Acestrorhamphidae. The record is from RefSeq and is a predicted model, not a curated record. The transcript is spliced from 7 exons.
UAUAUUGAGUGUAUUUUUGUAUAUAUUAAGUGUGUCUUUGUGUAUAUUAAGUGUGUUUUUGUGUAUAUUAGGUGUAUUUUUGUGUAUAUUAAAUGUGUGUUUUUGUGUAUAUUAAUUGUGUUUUUGUAUACAGUUGUGAUCUAGGAGAGACUGGACUGUAACUGUGAGAUCAGAGAUGGCAGAUCAGAAAAUAUAUUACUUACUGAAAGACCACAAACUGGAAAAAUACUACAGUAAAAUCCUGGAAAAGGGAGUGAAAAAUGAACAAGGCUUCUUGGACAACAUCACUGAGGAGAACAUGGAAGAAAUGGGCCUCAGUCAGGUGGAUAAAAAACAGUUUUCUAAACUCAAAGAAUUCAUCAGAAGACUGGGCAUCGCGAGUAAAGAGAAAAGAAAUCAGCAGGCGUUUAAAGUUUUCUACACAACCCCACGCUCUCAGGCAUACAAAGAACUGACUGGAAUGGACUCGGAGCAGAACACUGUGGAGGAUCUGAUGCUGAGGAUUUGUCACGAGGAGAGAGAUGGGCGUGGCAUGGGCGUGUGUUUAUUCACUGGUGAAGGAAUGCCGCUGACAGACGACCCUUUCUUCAACACCUGGUCACUGAAGAAUAGGCACAUUGAGAGUGGAAGCAAACUGUACGCUAUAUUCACACCAAAGGAAAAUCUGAGAGAGUCUCCUCACUGCCAGACCCAAAAGGACGUCAGCAACGAAGGACCCAACACCAUCCGCUGCCACAUUAUGCUCAAGGGAAACUAUGACAUCAAUGUGGACCUGGAGCAAAAUACCCUGACUGUCCUGAGAACAAGACUUUCAGCGGAAAGUGGAAUACCGGCGCAUGUGUUAUACCUGAAGGAUGUGAAUAACAGUAAUUACAGUAAGACUCUGAGCAAUCUCGGGAUCAGUGAAGAUGAUCCGGUGCAUUUCACCUUGUCCUCUUUUCAUAAUUCUGUAACGGCGUUUCCUGAGAUCUUCCACAAUGACCUUAAACCUUCAGUUCCACAGACACAAAAGGGACUCAGCAUCUUCUUCUCAACACUGCGAUCCAUUGUAAGUUUCUAUAUACAUACAGUCAUAUGAAAAAGUUUGGG